This is a messenger RNA of Phacochoerus africanus (Common warthog), 1275 nucleotides long. It is a transcript of the gene TEKTIP1, whose product is annotated as tektin bundle interacting protein 1. Bases 646 to 1275 code for a protein of 209 amino acids. The transcript is spliced from 4 exons. Lineage: Eukaryota; Metazoa; Chordata; Mammalia; Artiodactyla; Suidae. The record is from RefSeq and is a predicted model, not a curated record.
AUUCAGCCUCUGUCUCUCUGGAUGUGCCUGUUCUGGAAGUUUCCCAUCUAUGGAGUUGCACACUGUGACCUUCUGUGUCUGUUUUACUCACUGAGCAUCGUGGUCUCAAGGCCUGUCCAUGUUGUGUCAGUGCAUUGCUCCUUUUUGAGGCUGCGUGAUACUCCACUGUGUGGAGGGUCACGUUUUGUGUGUGUGUUCUGCAGUUGGUGGGCAUUUGGAUUGUUUCCACUCUGUGGCGGUUGUAGAUCGUGCUGCUGGGAACUCGGCAUGUGCACACACUGGAUAUUGGAUAUAUUUUGGAAACAGAUGAAGUACGGGCUGGGGUGGGGAGAGAAUGUGGGAGCUGGGGUUGCUGCAGGGUCCCAGCUUGAGCAUCUGGGAAGGUGGCACUGAGGGUGCAGGAGGGAAAUUCAGACGCUUCCUUCGGUUCAGGGCCCUUCACAGGGGUGCUAGGAGGCUAAGGAGAGGGGGAGGGGGAGCCCCAUGCCAGGGUACCACCUCCUUCCUCCAGCCUCUGUGCUCCUGGCCUCUUGGCCGGGGGCCAGCCUGCCCAGCUGUUGCCAGGACACUGGGGUGCCUUUGUUGCUGUCAACAAUGGCCCCACAGGCCUUGGAGGCAUGAGCCCCUGGGCAUCCAGAGGCAGACAUGCAGACCCUGAGGCGGAAGGCUGCCCAGCCCUAUGUCCCCCGGGAUACCCUUGAGGUGGACUUCCCGGCAUCUCUGUACAGCGAUGACUACCUGUCCCAGGAGGGCCCCCGCUGGACACCAGCCAUCAAGCAAGCGACGCGCUGGAAGUACACACCCAUGGGACGUGAUGCGGCUGGCCAGCUCUGGUACACCGGCCUAACCAACUCGGACUCCCGAGAAGCCUGGUACACGGUCCCAAAGGCCCUGGACAGCCCGUAUCGCGAGGCUUAUGCCCACUGGCAUGGAUGCUACCGCCACAGGGAGCAGAGCAUGCCCUCAGCCUAUGCCCAGCGCCUCUGGGAGACCGCCUGGUAUGACCCCAUCAUCCCGGCCCAGUACCGAGACCCCAGCACGCGGUGGGGGAGCAUGUUGUGGAAAGACAGACCCAUCCGGGGCAAGGAAUACGUAAUCAACAGACACCGAUUUGGGGUGGAGCCACUGUGGCAGGCGUCUGACUAUGUGCCGUACCUGUCAGCACCUCAGCACCCGCGCUACACCGCCCAGAACUACCGGCAGUGGGACCUAGAACCCUACUGCCCCUCUACCAACCAGCGGCUCCCACCCAACUACACGCCCAUCCACAGAUAA